AAAAAAAAACCCACCUUCUUAAUUCAAUUCCCCUUCUUUUUCAGAAGCUCAGAGUCUUCAGAACUUCACAGUGAGACAGAGAGAGAGAGAGAGAGAAUCAAAUUCCCUCUACAACUUCUUCCCCCCUUUUCCAAGCUCCAAUCUUUUUUCCUCUUAACCCUUUUCAAAACCCUAUUCUCAGCUCCCCGGACUUCUCCUCCCUCCAAAUUCCGGCGGAUUUUCCGACCAACUACAAUUCUCCGGUGGAACUUCCAAUGCCGGUCAGAAAACCAGCGUAAAGCUUCUUACUUUACUCUCCUUUCCCAUCUCCAGCCCACUGUGCACAAGUUUCUUGGGUUUCUCACUACCUCACCCCAACUCUCCAAUCUUCCCCAUUUCACCCAAUUUCGGUUUCUAGGGUUUCUCAUUUCCAAAACAUAACCAUUUCCGCCAGACUCUCCAAAUCUAGCCGUUACAGAAAAAAGUUGCAGACUCUGAAGUUUUUUUUUUUUUUUUUUUUUUUUUUUUUUUUUUUUUUUUAUGGCUUGGUAGCGCCGGAAAAUGCGAGAGCAAAUAGUGAUGAAGCGGUUGCUGGUGUUGCUGGCCGUGUUGGCUCUGGCUCCGAUUCUGGGGAGAUCCCUGAACCCGUCGUUAAACGACGACGUUUUGGGGCUGAUAGUGUUCAAGGCAGACAUUCAAGAUCCCAAGGCGAAAUUGGGUUCGUGGAAUGAAGACGACGACAGUCCAUGCGGCUGGGUCGGAGUAAAAUGUAAUCCGAGAUCCAACGCCGUCGUCGAGCUCAAUCUCGACGGCUUUUCUCUCUCCGGCCACAUAGGCCGGGGCCUUCUUCAGUUACAGUCGCUCCGGAAGCUCUCCCUCUCGAAAAACAACCUCACCGGAACCUUAAGCCCCAAGAUUGCUCACAUCGGCAAUCUCCGGGUGCUGGAUUUGAGUGGGAAUGGUUUCUCCGGGGCCGUGCCGGAGGAGUUUUUCCGGCAAUGUGGGUCCCUGAGAGUGGUUUCUCUGGCUAAUAACAAGUUCUCCGGGGAGAUUCCGGAGAGCUUGGGGUCGUGUGCGGGUCUUGCGACGAUUGACUUGAGUUUGAACCGGUUUUCGGGUUCGGUUCCGGCUGGGAUUUGGUCCUUGAAUGGGAUUAGGUCGCUGGACUUGUCUGGGAAUUCGUUGGAGGGUGAAAUUCCAGAGGACAUUGAAGGGUUGAAGAAUCUGCGAGCUAUUAAUUUGGGGAAGAAUCGGUUUACUGGGCUUGUUCCUGAUGGAAUUGGGAGCUGUUUGCUGUUGAGGUCUGUUGAUCUUAGUGAGAAUGGGUUCACUGGGAACCUUCCUCAGACAAUGCAGAAGCUUGGUCUGUGUGGCUCUUUGAACGUGCAGAAGAACUCGUUUUCGGGUGAGGUUCCUGAGUGGAUUGGGGAGAUGAAGAGCCUGCAGACUUUGGACCUUUCCAGCAACCGGUUUUCGGGUCAAGUUCCGAGUUCAUUGAGCAAUCUUGAAGCUUUAAAGGUGUUGAAUUUUUCUGCUAAUGGGUUCACUGGGAGCCUGCCCAAGUCUUUGGUUUAUUGCACAAACCUUUUGGCUAUGGAUUUUAGUAAGAAUUCUUUGGAGGGUGAUCUUCCUGAGUGGAUAUUCAAGGCGGGUUUAAAGCAGGUUUUGGUUUCGGAGAAGAAGCCAAGCGGAAAUAGUCCUUCAUCUUCCCCAACUGGAAGUGCGCUUCAGAAACUGGAGGUGUUGGAUUUAUCCGGUAAUGGUUUUUCUGGUCAGAUUACUUCUGCCAUUGGGGCCUUGAGCAGCUUACAUGUUUUGAACCUUUCGGACAACGCUCUUGUUGGUCCUGUUCCUGCCACUAUUGGAGAGUUGAAGGCCCUGGACAGUCUUGAUAUGAGUCGGAAUCAGCUCAACGGAAGCAUUCCUCUGGAAAUUGGAGGGGCAUUUUCUUUGAAGGAAUUGAGAUUGGAAAAGAACUUCCUCACUGGAAAAAUUCCAACUUCAAUUGAGAACUGUUCUUCUCUUACCACUUUGAUUGUAUCACAGAAUAGACUCUCUGGCCCCAUACCUGCUGCAGUAGGCAAACUUAGCAACUUACAAUAUGUAGACUUGUCUUUCAAUAACCUCUCAGGAGCCCUUCCUAAGCAGCUGGCGAAUCUUCCCAACAUCUUUUCCUUCAAUAUUUCCCACAACAACCUCCAGGGCGAACUACCUUCGGGUGGCUUUUUCAACACCAUCUCCCCUUAUAGUGUCUGGGCCAAUCCAUCUCUUUGCGGCGCUGCAGUUAAUAAGUCAUGCCCUGCAGUCCUUCCAAAACCCAUUGUCCUCAAUCCCAAUUCCUCUUCUGACUCCAGCACAGGUGCAUUGCCUACAAAAUUUGGUCAUAAAAGAAUCAUCCUCAGCAUUUCUGCUCUCAUUGCAAUUGGUGCAGCCGCUUUCAUUGUCAUUGGUGUUAUUGCCAUCACCGUGCUUAAUCUCCGUGUACGGACUUCCACAUCUCGUCCUCCAGCUGCCAUCACAUUUUCAGGUGGGGAUGACUUCAGCAAUUCCCCCACUACAGAUGCCAACUCUGGUAAACUUGUCAUGUUUUCGGGUGACCCUGACUUCAGCACUGGUGCUCAUGCUCUACUCAACAAGGACUGUGAGCUUGGACGUGGUGGGUUUGGAGCAGUCUACCGGACAGUACUUCGAGAUGGACGGUCUGUUGCAAUCAAGAAGCUCACUGUUUCAAGUCUUGUCAAGUCUCAGGAAGAAUUUGAGAGGGAAGUUAAGAAAUUGGGAAAAGUGAGGCACGAUAAUCUUGUGGAGAUUGAAGGCUAUUACUGGACUCCAUCAUUGCAGCUCAUCAUAUACGAAUAUGUAUCUGGUGGUACUUUGUAUAAGCAUCUUCACGAUGGAGCAGGCGGAAAUUUCCUUUCAUGGAAUGAUAGGUUCAACAUAAUUCUUGGAACUGCAAAGAGUUUGGCUCACUUGCACCAGAUGAACAUAAUCCACUACAAUAUAAAAUCUAGCAAUGUCCUGAUCAGCAGCUCAGGUGAACCCAAAGUGGGAGACUUUGGCCUAGCGAGGUUGUUGCCAAUGCUUGACCGAUAUGUUCUGAGCAGCAAGAUCCAGAGCGCCCUUGGCUACAUGGCACCAGAGUUUGCUUGCAAAACAGUAAAGAUAACCGAGAAAUGUGAUGUCUACGGGUUUGGUGUUUUGGUUCUAGAGGUGGUUACAGGGAAAAGGCCGGUCGAGUACAUGGAAGAUGAUGUUGUGGUGCUCUGUGACAUGGUGAGAGGAGCAUUAGAAGAAGGCAGGGUAGAGGAAUGUAUUGAUGCUAGGCUCCAGGGAAGUUUCCCUGCCGAAGAAGCUAUUCCGGUCAUGAAAUUAGGGUUGAUAUGCACAUCACAAGUGCCGUCAAACAGACCCGACAUGGGAGAGGUUGUCAACAUAUUGGAGCUGAUCAGAUGUCCUUCAGAAGGCCAAGACGAAUCAGGAUGAAUUUAACUUAACAGAGAUUCAGUGAAGGGAUUUGCAAUGAGUUAUCCGGCAAAGAAGAAUCACAGUUUCUUCCUAAGAGAGAAGAAGAAACAUAAUUAUUGAUGGAAGGUUUUUUUGCUUGUUGUCUUAGUGUAGCUAUUUUUCUUCAAUUUGUCUAUUUCCUGUUUAUUUCUGUAGGUUCUCUUCCAAUGUGUUAAAAGCAGAGCUAGGUCACUGGAUUCUGCUUUGCCGGAUUCGAUUUUGGGUCCCUUUCAGAGAUAUUGUCACUGCUAAUCUCUUGUACUCAUCCAAUUUCUGUCUUGGUCUUGUUCCUUUCAAAUGGUUGAUUCAUUAAUUUCUCAA
Messenger RNA from Rosa rugosa (rugosa rose), 3804 nucleotides. RefSeq names its product probable LRR receptor-like serine/threonine-protein kinase IRK. The transcript has 2 exons. NCBI's taxonomy places the organism in Eukaryota, Viridiplantae, Streptophyta, Magnoliopsida, Rosales, Rosaceae. Gene Ontology annotation, biological process: protein phosphorylation. Bases 541 to 3462 code for a protein of 973 amino acids. Gene Ontology annotation, molecular function: protein binding; ATP binding; protein kinase activity. The record is from RefSeq and is a predicted model, not a curated record.